GAUGAACCACGUGAAGCUAUUGAAAUCGUCGAAGAUCUAACUGAAGAUGAUAGAGAACGUGACACAAAUGAAGAACAACCUCAAAAAGAAAAAGUUUUUGUUUCACCCCAAAAACCCACAGGAUUAAAAAGAAAAAAAGUUCAAGAAGACCCUAGAAUAGCAGAAACGUAUCAAAUAAUAAAAGAAAUUUCCAAUAAAAGGCAAACACCAAAAGUGAAGAGCGACAAUACUGUUUUCGGGGAGUAUGUUGCUAGUAAACUGGAAUUAUUUGAUCAACACACAAAGACAAUACUUCAACAUCAAAUAAGUAGUCUGAUUUGUUCCGCUGAAAUCAACUAUAUUCAUAAUCAUAACAAAACUGGCAAUCAAGCUCUUCAACUCAAUAUUAAUAAUCAGCCUUCAGCUAAUACAAUGUUAUUUUCAUCUCCACUGUCAUCACCAAGUUCAUCAUCUCUUCAUUCAAUACCUUCAAUUCAACCACAGUCACCAAAUUACCUUUCUGCAGUGCAGCAGCCUCAUCAUCAAGAUAUGUCGAACUUCUCGAGUAUACACGACUAUCUGCAGUAUCAGCAAACACCUGAUAUCAACGGUACAUCAGCUUAUGUCAAUACGUCAGAAACUAUCCUAACUGAUGACCUAAAUACUUCGUCAAAUAUAUAA
Myzus persicae (green peach aphid) is the source of this 660-nucleotide messenger RNA. RefSeq lists its product as uncharacterized. The annotation marks the transcript as partial. NCBI's taxonomy places the organism in Eukaryota, Metazoa, Arthropoda, Insecta, Hemiptera, Aphididae. The record is from RefSeq and is a predicted model, not a curated record. The transcript has a single exon.